Messenger RNA from Folsomia candida, 2546 nucleotides. RefSeq lists its product as uncharacterized. The record is from RefSeq and is a predicted model, not a curated record. The coding region runs from base 1430 to 2299 and encodes 289 amino acids. Lineage: Eukaryota; Metazoa; Arthropoda; Collembola; Entomobryomorpha; Isotomidae. The transcript is spliced from 5 exons.
GCACGUUCAAAAUUCAGUCUGCUUCUCCAAUUCAAAUUACAAUCAUCCAACUCCAGUAAAAUUCCUAAAAAAUCAAACCACAUCAAAAAUGAAGGUUUUCGCCGUUCUCGCCCUCUGCGUCGUUGCUGCCUCCGCUGGCGUCGUAAACCAUGAAGCAUGUGGUGGAGCCGGACGAGUCGUCCAAAUUAGGAUUAGCGACUGCGAGGGGGCCAUUGCCGACAUGGUCCCCGCGGUUGAAUACAACUGUGAAGGGGACAUCAUCCCUGCCGUUUCGUCCGCUGGCCUUCAUCUUAAAGUGAGCGCCCUCUACCUUGGCUUCCCUGUCACCAUUAUCGACUCGGUCGUCCCUGACUCGGCCGUUCAGGCUGGAGCACAGUACACUCUCCGAUGGUCCAUCACCCCCAGCACCCUUCUCAGCGGAAACACCGUCCCCGUUUCUUCAGAAGUUUCCGACGCCGCGUCCGCCGGUAUCAUGAUGUGCGGCCGAAUCCAGGCCCGCAUUGCCUAAAUUUUUUACGAUGAAUCAGAUAUUCUUGUGUAAUUGGCUAAUCGAUUCGGAAUAAAAUAUGUAAAAUUAAUUUGGUGGCGAAUUGUUAAUGUCUCAUAAUAUUGAAAUAUACAUUUCAUAAAAGGUAUUUCAUGACGCAUAUUUUGACUGAAUUAGUACGAAGUUUCAAAUGAUUUAAUACAUAACAAAUUAGUACAGAUCACGGUAUUUCUAAUUUCUAAUUUCAAGAGACAUUUUAGAGUAAAAAUUUCUUGAAGAUUUCAAAAAUAUGAAAGGUUUAUGUGGUUUAUCGUAUUACAUACUUCACAAAUUUAGUUUGUGUAAGAGCAUGGAAAAUAAAAUUGAUAUAAUUUGUAGUAUUGUGAGCAUAUUUUAAUUUGUAAGAAAUGUUUAAAAUUAUUAAGUUUUAAGUUUUAUUGCAGAAUAAAGGGUUGACGUGGAUAUGGUAGAAUUAGUCAUAACAAAUGAGAUUACCAUUAAACAAAAUUAGCUUGGACACUUUGACAUCAUUACGCAUUUAUGUAUUUACCUACGCUUGCAGUUUAUGUAAUAAAUGCAUCACCAACACACCAUCCUGGUGUCAACCACUUGUACCCUGGAUUAAAAUCAAAGCAAUAAUUGCUUUUUCCAACACGCGACAAGAGUCCAGUACUACAAACCAGCACUACAGGGUACAAAAAUAUCCGAGUUGCAAGUUAUUUACGUGCUUACUAAUAGUGAUAACAAAAUUAUGUAAUGAUGCACAACUAGUUUGUCGUUCAAGUAUUUUGUCCCAUCGUGGCGUGUGGCUGAAGCAACCUGAAGCAAUGACAAACUAUGGACGCAGUCGAUAUUUUGAUCAGUAUAAAAGUAAUAAUGGACUCAAUCACAUCAAAACUACUAUUGGCAUUCUCCGAAGAGAAUCUUAAAUCGCUAUAAACCAUGAACUGCAAAAUUUCAUCUUUGCUAUUGUUGGCCGUUGGCAUCGCGUGCGCCAGUCCAACCGGUGAACUCCUUAACGAUGCUCAACUGGACAAGAGUGUCAUCCUCAGCAAGGUUUUUCAAGGGAUUCUCCUCCCCAAAGUUAUCACGCAUUUGAAGCAGUCCAUCCCUCAAAUUCAAGAGAACUUGCACUCCAUCAAAUUAAACGAUCCAGCACAACUGGGUGGAUUUAACCUGUCCCUCGAGUAUGACAGCGGUACCUUCCCCGGCCAGAGGACAUACGGCUUUGCCGCAGCGCAAGACAUACUUCUUCACGGUGUUUCUGAAAUUGUGGAUGAUUUCAAUGUGGCGUAUAGUACUGCCGACCAAACGGUAACCAUUACUUGGAGCGCCGCAUCACCCAGCAGACUCCGGGCUGAAGGAAAUUACGAGCUCAAAGAACGAUACGAGUUAGAUUUGUGCUUUUACGGAGCUUGCAACACGAUCGUGCUUACAACGAGUGGUCUUAGCCGAUGGUUUGUCGACAUGGAAACUCCCUCGUCGUCUUUAGCGAUCACUUUGAGGAUGCCAACGGUUGGACCGAUGAGCGUGGUCAGUUACGAGGGAAUGGUUGACCUUGCCUCAGUCCAGUUGGAAUUCGAACAUUUCGUCGUUUUCACCGGGGAUGAGCUUGGACCUGAGGACUGGGAGUACAAUUCAAGAAUGGGGAAAGAGCUUGUCGACUUGAGGAAUGAGGCUGUAACCCGAGAAUAUUUGAAUGGUCAAUACAAGUGCAUGUUGGACCAUGUCGUAAAUGACUGCACCCUGCUGGAUUGGAUUAAAGGAAAUUGGGAUUGUCUGAAGGCUGAGAUUAACUUUAGUUGUGUCUAAUUGUAAAAUGUUGUGACCGGACCUCAAGAUUUUAACCGACAAUGUGUGAAAUGAGAAUUUAUAUAUUAUUAAUUAUAAUAUGUAAUGAUGUGAAUGUAUGUAUCGCUGCCAAGUAUAUUAAAUUAAUUAAUUGCAUCCCAUUUUAAGUUGCAUAAACUACUUUAAAACAUUCAAUUAUAUCCAGAUUCAUUCAUCAAUAUCAAGAUUUUUGGGGUUGAAUUGAAAGCACGCCUAUCAUUUUACCUAC